AUGUCAUCCACGACUACAUCCGCCGACACACGGCCCAUCGCCCCUGCGCGCUUCGCUGCCGCUCUCAAAGACCUAUCCAUCGGCAUGCUACACCUCAAAGUCCUCGAGAUCCGUAACUCAAUCGCCCACCUCCAAUAUUCCAACGACCAGCUCAAGCCCUUCGCAGAGGGCACGGAAACCACUCCCUCUGGAGAAGCUUCGGCGCCCGACCAAGACUGCAUCGACGCCAUCCGCGAGAACGAAGGUGUCAUUGACCGCAUGGCCGAGCGAAUCGCUCUUAUCCGCGUAGAGGUGGAGGAACGCGGUCUUAACUGGACAGAGUUUCAGAACCGCGAUGAGUCUGAGAGCAAGAAUGACGAGGAUGCUGUUGUAAAUGGAAACGCACAGACGGACGUCGCAGCCUCAAACACAGAGAGUCGACAUGAUGCGUGGAGCGACGGCACAUUCCAGACAGGGACAAUUCGAAACGGCGAGGUGCACCUAGAUCGUCAGGCUGGAAGACCAGAAGGCGGAAGCUUGAGUGAUGAGCAGCUUCGGAGAGCACUAGAGGAACGAAUGCGGGAUCUGGGUACAGAAGAUGACGAAGGAGGCAUGCAUCUCUAG
Fusarium poae is the source of this 603-nucleotide messenger RNA. RefSeq lists its product as uncharacterized. The record is from RefSeq and is a predicted model, not a curated record. Bases 1 to 603 code for a protein of 200 amino acids. Gene Ontology annotation, biological process: proteasome regulatory particle assembly. Lineage: Eukaryota; Fungi; Ascomycota; Sordariomycetes; Hypocreales; Nectriaceae. The transcript has a single exon. Gene Ontology annotation, molecular function: protein-macromolecule adaptor activity.